AUGCCACAAACACACCAUUUUAAAAUUGUGUUACUUGGUUCAGGUUCAGUAGGAAAAUCAGCUAUUGCCACUAGAUAUGUAAAAAAUACAUUUAUUGGAAGAUAUGACCCAACCAUCGAAGAAACAUUUUCUAAGACGAUUGAAAUUGAUGGAACAACUGUACAAUUAGAAAUUUAUGACACCGCAGGGACGGAACAAUUCAGAACUUUACAAGACCUUUAUAUGAAAGAAGGUGAUGGUUUCAUAUUAGUCUUCUCUCUUGUAUCAGUUGCUACUUUUAACGACCUUUCAAGUAUUUAUGGACAUAUUAAUGAAGUUAAAAAUUCAAUGGAAAAAAAAUUUGUUCCAAUUGUUAUUGCAGGAAAUAAAUGUGAUUUAGAUAAUAGAACUGUUACUACUGAACAAGCCCAAGAAUUUGCAAAUAAUAAUGGUUGUCAUUUUAUGGAAACAUCAGCAAAGACUCAAAAAAAUAUUAAUGAAAUGUUCGAAUAUCUUACAAGACAAUUAAUAGAACAUUUACCAGCUAAGAAACAAAAGUGCUUAAUAUUAUAA
This is a messenger RNA of Entamoeba histolytica HM-1:IMSS, 552 nucleotides long. Its product is annotated as Ras family GTPase. The record is from RefSeq and is a predicted model, not a curated record. Gene Ontology annotation, cellular component: plasma membrane. The transcript has 2 exons. Lineage: Eukaryota; Evosea; Mastigamoebida; Endamoebidae. The coding region runs from base 1 to 552 and encodes 183 amino acids. Gene Ontology annotation, molecular function: GTP binding; GDP binding; GTPase activity. Gene Ontology annotation, biological process: signal transduction.